UUAUUUUAAAGUAAAAAUCUUAUUUAAUUCGGUCUUGUUAAAACCAGUUUCAGUUUAUUUAAUUCUAACUGAAUAAAUACUUUUAAUACAGAGUAAGUAUACAGUUUUGUAUUCGACUAGUUUCAAAGAAACAUGAAUAAAUACGGCAAGCACGUUAAUACUAUUUACGAGCACACCAGAAAUUCGCUAUUUUUCGACAACAAGUCUCUACCUGCACUGAAUCUCCAAGCUCGAAAUAUAAGCAAAAAGACUGACUUGAAAGAUAUUCGUCCGAAUUCCACUAAAAAAGUAUUUCUACCGAAUCCAAACAAACGUUCGAAAAAUACGAAAGCGAAACCUCCUGUCCCGAGCUCCGUAAAAACGAUCGGCCCGCGAACUAAUCAUUUCAACAUACAAAUGCUAUCGAAAGCCAUCUACGAACAAGUGUUUAUCGAAGGCCACGAGACCACUGGGAAUCCUGCAAUAUUGGAACAAUGCAAACGGGAACUAUCGAAACACAACAUGAACAGCAGCGAAAAGGACUUUCAACGAGACGUCGAUUACGAACUACCGCCGUUGAAAGGGAAAAAUAUCGUCGAACAUUUCCAAAUCAUCGGCGAAGAACAAGUAAAGCCAUAUAGAAGUUUAGUAUUAAACUUGCUAGAGCACGAACCUCCGCCUCCGACUUAUUGGCUAAUGCAGCCAGGUUGGACAAGAUACGCUCCUGGAAGUCAACCCGAAAUCGUCCCGUAUCCCCGUGAGGAAGCACUUGUCUUCGAUGUCGAGGUGUGCAUGAAAGCGGGAAAAGCUCCUACCUUAGCUACAGCUGUUAGUAGCGAAGCUUGGUACAGUUGGGUAAGCCCUUCCGUCUUAGAAGGUAUUUGUAAACCCGUUACCACACAUCAAUAUUCAUUAUCCUCUUUGAUACCUUUGGAAAGUAAUGAUAAGGAGACCGGAAUUAAAUUGAGCGAAUAUCAAAGGAAACCUAAAGUUAUUAUUGGUCACAAUGUGUCUUACGAUCGAUCGAAAAUUAAAGAGCAAUAUUGGCUAAACAGAACAGGCACCAGAUUUAUCGAUACUAUGAGUUUACAUAUUUGCGUAAGCGGACUAACUAGUUACCAAAGAUUAGCUUUAAAAUCAGAAAAAAACUCUGAAUUGGAUGUUGAUUGGAAACAAUACAGCUCAUUAAAUAAUCUGGUCGAUGUUUAUAAAUUAUAUUGCGGUAAAACUCUCAAAAAAGAAACUAGAAAUUUAUUCGUCGAAGGAUCUAUGAUAGAUAUCAGAGAUAACUUUCAAACGGUUAUGAAUUAUUGUUGUAACGAUGUUAUUGCUACUUACGAAGUUUUGAAGAGCCUUUUCCCGUUAUUUUCCGAGAGGUUUCCUCAUCCGGUAACUUUAGCCGGAAUGCUCGAACUCAGUACCGCUUAUUUACCAAUAAAUUCGAACUGGCCUAGAUACAUUGAAGAAUCUGAGCAAGCCUACGAAGAUUAUGAGAAUACCGGUAAAAUCCUUCUUGUUCAAAGAGCAAAUCAAGCUUGUAAUCUCUUACACGACGAAAAAUACAAAGAAGAUUUAUGGAUGUGGGACCAAGACUGGAACAUUAAGGAUAUUAAAAUGAAAAGUUUGAUCAGAAAGUCUAAAACUAACAGCGAUAAUGAAUGUAUAAAAAACGAUGAUGAAGAUAUCGAAGAUACCGAAGAUCGAGGAGGAGAAGAAGAAAGGGAUCAUCUCGAAGAGAAAUUUGAAUAUUUAUGGAAGACCAAAGAGCGUUUACCUUCCGUUAAAACCUUGCUACCUGGUUAUCCAGGCUGGUACAGGAAAUUGUGCACUAAACCCGAUUCGAGCCCCAAUUGGGUCCCAGGACCAUCUUUAAUAAGCACCUCAAUGCAAAUCACACCGAAAUUAUUGUCGUUAACGUGGGAGGGUUAUCCAUUACACUACCUUAGAGAAAUGGGCUGGGGAUUUCUAGUUCCCUUUUCCGACGAUUUGGAAGUCGCCACUAAAAUUCCACUAAAACGAUUACUCGAAAAAUGUCCGAUGUUAAUCACGAAACUCGGCGGAGAUCAACGAGAAGCCCUUUCGAAUCUGAGCAAAACGGUCGAAGAAAAUCUAUCGAAACGGGAAUAUUACGCGAGUCUAAAACGAGAUCGAACGUCCGGAUUGUACAGGGGUUCGGGAAUUUGGUGCGACACCGAAUUAGAUAAUUGUUGUUAUUUUAUGAAGCUUCCUCACAAAGACGGUCCGUCCCGCAACGUCGGCAAUCCAUUGGCUAAAGAUUUCCUCAACAAAUUCUCGGAGAACGUUCUCGCAGGGGACACGGAAAGCGCCGAAAAAGUACUCGAAAUAGCGAAAAAACUCUCCUAUUGGAGGAACAACAGAAACAGGAUACUCGAUCAGAUGGUCGUGUGGCUGGACGAGGAAUGUCUACCGAAAAAUUUACGCGACAAAGACGUCUGGCUGGGCGCUAUCGUACCGCAAGUGGUCGUUUGCGGUACUCUAACCCGUCGAGCCGUCGAACCGACAUGGAUGACAGCUUCGAAUGCUCAAUCGGAGAGAAUCGGAUCGGAAUUAAGAGCGAUGAUUCAAGCGCCUGACGGUUACAACAUCGUUGGGGCCGAUGUCGAUUCGCAGGAACUUUGGAUAGCAUCGGUGAUUGGAGACGCCGAUCGGGCGUACUCUCACGGGGCAACCCCAUUGGGUUGGAUGACGCUUAGCGGUAAUAAAUCAACCGGUACUGAUAUGCACAGCGUAACGGCCAAAGCCGUUGGAAUAAGUAGAGAUCACGCCAAAGUGAUAAAUUACGCUAGGAUAUACGGAGCUGGACAGAAUUUCGCCGAGCAAUUGCUCAAACAAUUCAAUCCAUCGAUGAGCGAAGGCGAGGCGAGAAGUAAAGCUUUGAAGAUGUUUAGUUUGACGAAAGGGAAGAAAACGUACUAUUUAAAAUCGGAUUUCGUCGGUGAUCUCGUCGAUAAACCAUACACGAAAUGGGAGGCUUUUAAAUUGGCCAAAUUGUACGGUAAAAACGUCAACGAUUUAUUCGAUAGAUCCAAUUGGGAAGGAGGAACCGAAUCGGCUAUGUUUAAUAAAUUAGAAGAAAUCGCCAACAGUACGAAUCCGACGACUCCAUUUCUCGGAUGUCGAUUAAGCAGAGCUUUAGAACCGAAAUCUAAAGAAGAUAAAUUCCUUCCGACUAGAGUUAAUUGGGUAGUUCAAAGCGGAGCUGUCGAUUUUUUACACUUAAUGUUAGUAUGCAUGAGAUGGAUAAUGGACGAUAAAAUUCGAUUUUGUCUGAGUUUUCACGACGAAGUAAGGUAUUUGGUACCCGAAGAACAUAAAUAUCGGGCGGCUCUCGCAUUGCACACGACAAAUCUAUUAACUAGAUCGUUUUGCUCGUACAGACUCGGCAUAAAAGAUUUACCGCAAUCCGUGGCGUUUUUCUCUUCCGUUGAAAUCGAUCGAGUAUUAAGAAAGGAGUCGAAACAAGAUUGUGUAACACCGUCGAAUCCGCACGGAUUGUUCAAAGGUUACGGCAUUUCGAACGGGGAGGCUUUAAAUAUUUACGAAGCGAUAGAAAAAGCUUGUGGUAAUUUAACUUGUUGGUAUGAAACAAAACAUUUAAAAAGAAAAAAGUGAUUACUCUGGUGUGUAAUUAUAAAUUUUACAAAUACAUUUAUGUUUUUCUAUUAAUUAUUAUUAUUAUUAUGUAUUUUAUUUUCUGGAUUUAUUCAUACUUAUUAUUCUGGGUUGUCUGCGUUUUCAUCAGCUUGUCUCAAUAAUCUACUGUUAGCUCGGUUAAUAUCUUUGAAAAGGGCUUUGUGAUCGAAAUUUCUAAAUUCGUUUUUGUCACCUAGAGCCGCUUGGGCUGGUAAUAUUUCAUUUCCUUGCCAUACCAAACCGUUUUUGAAAUGGGUCAAAACGAAUUCGGAUAAUUCCUCCAAUGUUUGAGUCCAUGCCUCCAACCAACCCGAGUAUUUCUCCGCUAUAUUACUGAAUCGAUACUUACUCUUGUAAGCUAUGAUGAGAUCGCUGAAUCUGCUUAUGAACGUUUCCAAAUCGGUUUCCUUCGUCCAACAAUAAAUCUCAAUCGAAUCGCUAACGAAUUGUAAAUAAUGACAAUCCGCCGAUUUUUCGAUGGCGUGGUUUUUAAUUAUGUUUAUUUGCUUUGAUAUCGGCUCCAAGAAGAUGUCCUCUUCUUGAGAAUGUACCGGUUUUUUGUACUUUUGCAGGAUCUGCAUCAGGUUGAUUUCUAAUUUAAAUAAACAAUUUACCAAUUGGCUUUGGUCUUUUACGAGCCCACCGAGGCUGUUUGAAGCUGUUAGAUAAUCGGAAAAUGGUCCAACGUAUAUUUCUCUUAGACAAUCUGACACAUUCAUAAUUUUGAUUGUCUAAAUUAUUAUAUACUUUUUUUUUUUGUUGGGGUUUGUAUGUAUAUGUAUCUAUUUCCGGUGCCGGUUUAAGGUAGGGUAGGCUUAAUAAAGCCCUAACGUGAAUGUAUCGGCUGCCAUGUAUCAUCAUUGGUUCUAUUUAUAAGUAUUUUAUUCCUUAAGAAUCCUCUGUAUAAUUUUCAUAGAGGGUGGUCUAACUCAAAUAUAAAACUUUAAUAUUCCACAUAUCGCGAGCGACUUCUUACAAGAAACUUUACAAUCAAUUUUAAAAAUUGUCUCUUUAUUUAAUUUACAGCAAUGUCGCGGGCUAACAAGAGAA
Phyllotreta striolata is the source of this 4683-nucleotide messenger RNA. NCBI's taxonomy places the organism in Eukaryota, Metazoa, Arthropoda, Insecta, Coleoptera, Chrysomelidae. The record is from the annotation of a GenBank genome assembly.